This is a messenger RNA of Otolemur garnettii (small-eared galago), 2937 nucleotides long. It is a transcript of the gene MRE11, whose product is annotated as MRE11 homolog, double strand break repair nuclease. The transcript has 20 exons. Gene Ontology annotation, cellular component: Mre11 complex; nucleus. Gene Ontology annotation, molecular function: 3'-5'-DNA exonuclease activity; manganese ion binding; DNA endonuclease activity. Bases 713 to 2845 code for a protein of 710 amino acids. Lineage: Eukaryota; Metazoa; Chordata; Mammalia; Primates; Galagidae. The record is from RefSeq and is a predicted model, not a curated record. Gene Ontology annotation, biological process: double-strand break repair via homologous recombination; mitotic G2 DNA damage checkpoint signaling; mitotic intra-S DNA damage checkpoint signaling.
CGAGAGAAAUCGAUGCGGUUCUCUCGCGCCUAAUUCAGCUGCACGGCCUUGCAGCAUGCCGGAGGCAAACUAGGUUCCCACCGUUUGUUUUUUCUUCUCGCAUAUCUCGCACUUUUUUUUCCGACUGAAGACGGCCGCGAGUCCCAAUGGUGGGGCUUUGAAGAGUCCUGGUGUGGGGUAAUUUAGGAAUCAGCCCUUUCCAAUUUUUGCAGGUUCCCGGGCGGAAGGCCAGAGUGAAUUGGACUCUGUGGGAAGGAUGGGCCGAGUCGGCUGGGAAGGGGUCCAGGAGGACUCCGCGUUGUGACUUCACAGUCCCGUGAAGAGGGCGUAUGGAGUUCCCACAGAAUCUGGAACUCCAGACGUGGGAGGGGUUGUUUCGCGGUGGCAGUCCUAUCUCCCAGUGUGUUGGCCGUUUUCGGUUGCCCUGCUGCAGCCUUAAGGUGUUUCUCCGCACACCACGUGUUUGUUUAUUUAAACCAGCUUCUCUUUUAAAAACAAGCCCGGUCCUUUAAAAAAAACCCAAAACUUUUGUUUGCGCAGGAAAUACUGCGUUCCCUCCAUGCAGGACACUGAAACAUUUCUGCGCAUGCGGAGUCGUUUGUGUACUAAACCAGAACUAAUUUGCUAGAAUUUGGAAUCGAGUAUAUUUCCUGACAUUUGAACCCAGGACCCGGGGUUCUUGGAGAGGAACUUUGUCCCAGAGCCCAUAAAAAUGAGUCCUGCGGAUGCCCUUGAUGAUGAAAAUACAUUUAAAAUCUUAGUUGCAACAGAUAUUCAUCUUGGAUUUAUGGAAAAAGAUGCAGUCAGAGGAAAUGACACAUUUGUAACAUUUGAUGAAAUUUUAAGACUUGCCCAGGAAAAUGAAGUGGAUUUUAUUUUGUUAGGUGGUGAUCUUUUUCAUGAAAAUAAGCCCUCAAGGAAAACAUUACAUACCUGCCUCGAGCUGUUAAGAAAAUACUGUAUGGGUGAUCGUCCUGUCCAGUUUGAAAUUAUCAGCGAUCAGUCAGUUAACUUUGGUUUUAGUAAGUUUCCAUGGGUGAACUACCAAGAUGGCAAUUUCAACAUUUCAAUUCCAGUGUUUAGUAUUCACGGCAAUCAUGAUGAUCCCACAGGGGCAGACACACUCUGUGCCCUGGAUAUUUUAAGUUGUGCUGGAUUUGUUAAUCACUUUGGACGUUCAAUGUCUGUGGAAAAGAUAGACAUUAGUCCAGUUUUGCUUCAAAAAGGAAGCACAAAAAUUGCACUGUAUGGCUUAGGCUCCAUUCCAGAUGAAAGGCUCUAUCGAAUGUUUGUCAAUAAAAAAGUAACAAUGUUGAGACCAAAAGAAGAGGAGAACUCUUGGUUUAACUUAUUUGUGAUUCAUCAGAACAGGAGUAAACAUGGAAGCACUAACUUUAUUCCAGAACAAUUUUUGGAUGACUUCAUUGAUCUUGUUAUCUGGGGCCAUGAACAUGAGUGCAAAAUAGCUCCAACCAAAAAUGAACAGCAGCUCUUUUACAUAUCGCAGCCCGGAAGUUCUGUGGUUACUGCUCUUUCCCCAGGAGAAGCUAUAAAGAAACAUGUUGGUUUGCUGCGUAUUAAAGGGAGGAAGAUGAAUAUGCAGAAAAUUCCUCUUCAGACAGUGCGGCAGUUUUUCAUGGAGGAUGUUGUUCUGGCUAAUCAUCCGGACAUUUUUAACCCAGAUAAUCCUAAAGUAACCGAAGCCAUACAAAACUUCUGUUUGGAGAAGAUUAAGGUAAUGCUUGAAAAUGCUGAACGGGAACGUCUAGGAAAUUCUCGACAGCCAGAGAAGCCUCUUAUACGACUGCGAGUGGACUACAGUGGAGGUUUUGAACCCUUCAGUGUUCUUCGCUUUAGCCAGCAAUUUGUGGAUCGGGUAGCUAAUCCAAAGGACGUUAUCCAUUUUUUUAGGCGUAGAGAACAAAAGGAAAAUACAGAAGAAGAGAUCAACUUUGGGAAGCUUAUCACAAAACCACCUUCAGAAGGAACAACUCUAAGGGUAGAAGACCUUGUAAAACAGUAUUUUCAAACUGCAGAGAAGAAUGUACAGCUCUCACUGUUAACAGAAAGAGGAAUGGGUGAAGCAGUACAAGAAUUUGUGGACAAGGAGGAAAAAGAUGCCAUCGAGGAAUUAGUGAAAUACCAGUUGGAAAAAACACAGCGAUUUCUAAAGGAACGUCACAUUGAUGCUCUAGAAGAUAAAAUUGAUGAAGAAGUACGUCGUUUCAGAGAAAGCAGACAAAAAAAUACUAACGAAGAAGAUGAUGAAGUUCGAGAGGCUAUGAAUAGGGCCAGAGCUCUCAGGUCUCAGUCAGAGGACUCUGCUUCUGCCUUUAGUGCCGAUGACCUUAUGAGUAUAGAUUUAGCAGAGCAGAUGGCCGAUGACUCUGAUGAUAGCAUCUCAGCAGCAACCACCAAAGGAAGAGGCCGAGGAAGAGGCCAACGAGGAGGAAGAGGGCAGAACUCAGCAUCGAGAGGAAGGUCUCAAAGAGGAAGAGCAGGCACUCGUCUGGAGAUAACUACUACUCGUAGCAGGAGUUCAAAGGCUACUGUGUCAACAUCUAGAAAUAUGUCUAUAGUAGAUGCCUUUAAAUCUACAAGACAGCAACCCUCUCGAAAUGUUGCUACCAAGAAUUAUUCAGAGGUGAUUGAGGUGGAUGAAUCAGAUGAGGAAGAUGACAUUUUUCCUACCACUUCAAAGACAGAUCAAAGGUGCUCCAGUGUGUCAUCCAGCAAAUCUAUGUCCCAGAGCCAAAUAGCCAAAGGGGUUGAUUUUGAAUCAGAUGAGGAUGAUGAUGAUGAUCCUUUUAUGAACACUAGUUCUUUAAGAAGAAACAGAAGAUAAUAUAUUAAAUGUCACUUAGAAAUUUUUAAGAUAAAGGAAAAAUUAGAACAUUGCAAGCUAAGAAUUUACAACUGAAAAAUUUUAAAGUAUUG